AUGGCUUCCACACGGUUAACUGUCUUAACUCAAUUCGUUAAAGGUCGCUAUAUUUGCCAACUUCAGCGCAUAACACUUCGCUAUUGUAAUAAAGGAGGAAGUAGUCGAGGCUUAAGAGAAUAUAUCAACUCCAACGCGGUCGAUUUCGCCCAAAAAAAUCCACAAGUAGUUGUCUACGUUCGACCGAGACCUUAUAGACAUCCUUCAAUCAUUGCUGAAUUUCUCAAUGGUAAACAUAAGGCCAUUUCUGUUAAAAAUUUAUCACGCGCGGAAAUAAACAAUAAAGUUGAGCAACUGCGUAAUUCGUCAGGAAUAACCAGAAAGAAGAUGAAAAGAUGGUGGCAUACUGAUUCUCCAUCUAUUCAAGGAGUAUGGACUCCUUUUGAUAGUUUACCGUAUAAAAAUUAUUAA
Messenger RNA from Trichoplax adhaerens, 411 nucleotides. RefSeq lists its product as uncharacterized. The transcript has 3 exons. Gene Ontology annotation, molecular function: structural constituent of ribosome. The coding region runs from base 1 to 411 and encodes 136 amino acids. Lineage: Eukaryota; Metazoa; Placozoa; Uniplacotomia; Trichoplacea; Trichoplacidae. Gene Ontology annotation, cellular component: mitochondrial large ribosomal subunit. Gene Ontology annotation, biological process: mitochondrial translation. The record is from RefSeq and is a predicted model, not a curated record.